AUGGCUUCUUCCGUUGCUGGCUCCUCGGCGCCGCACUGGAGAGACGACGAGAUCUUGGUGGACCGGGACGGCAUCCCCCACUACACGGGAGCUCAACCGGCACUGGUCCGAGAGUACAGGCGGCGAGUGCUGCUUGCUUACAACAGCCUUGAGGGGAGUGGCGACGACGAGACAAAGGAGGCCAGAUCCCUGGAAAAGAAGAAGCGCAGGUUCGCCCGGAAGCUUCUGGAUGCUCUUCAUGGAGAAGCUUGGAAGGCCUGCCAAGACCUCAUGCUGGACAACGAGAAGUUGAAGGCUCCGGACGGCUAUAAGGAGAUCUUUAAGGCCCUUGGACAGAUCGAGAAGGCCGGGGUCAUCCGCAAGACCGAGGCGUUCGACCAGUUCUUUGACAAGUGCUACCGGAAGAAGGGCCAGAGCAUUGACUCUUACCUUCGGCAGCGCAAGCAGAGCUGGGAUGAGCUUCGAGACUUGGCCGAGGGCAUCUCGAUGUCGGAGGACCUGCUGGCCUACUUUGUGCUGAAGAACGGCAACCUGAGCAAGGAGGAGAAGAGGGUGUCGUUCCACGACCUCCAUGAGAGGGAGAGAGGACAGGGUCGAGAGUGGCAAGGCCAAGGGCAGUUUCGACGGCACCCCAAAGGCGCCGGACGGCGAAGGGAGUACGCCCACAUGGCGGAGAUCGAGUCGAGCGAGGCCGAGAUCGUCGAGGAGGACGACCUGAACGACCAGGAGGGCGGCCACGACUUUGCCAUGGAGGCCGGCGCCGAGGAAGAUGCCGAGAUGCUGUCGGACGCGGGCGCAUCGAAUGACGACGAGGUCUAUGACGCCUAUGCCACGUACAAGGAAAGCCGUCAACGCCUGAAAGAGGUUCAGCGCAGCAGAGGCUUCUUCCGGGGAGGCAAGGAGGGCAAUGCCGAGGCACGCCGUGAGGCCAUCAACAAGGAAAAGGCAAGGACAAGGUGUGCCACCUGCGGCAAGCUCGGUCACUGGUCAGGUGAUCUUCAAUGUUCCAAACGCAGCAGUGCGGGUCCCCGAAAGGGCGGCGGCCGAAAGCCAGAGAAAGGACGUGGAAAAGGCCAUGCCAGGAAGGGGCAAGCCUACUUGGUGUCGGAGUCCCCUCUUUACUUCAGCCUGGACGGGUCUGGCGAUGAGGCCGAGCCGGGGUACUGCAACAUGGUUCUCCACAGCAGCGACCAGGAGCAGGACGAGAAGAAGGAGGCCGACAGCGAAUGGGACGUGGUCUCUGGGGCAGCGGGUGGCUAUGCGGCCCCAACAAGCUUUGCACCCCCGAUGCCGGAGUCCAGCGGGCGCCCUGUGGAUGAGCCAGUGGGCAAGCAGCUCUUAAUCACGGUCAAGCCCGGUGACAUCGAAAAGAUCAAGGUGACUUCCUUCAACGACGCCCGGCCGGCAGCUUUGGACCGCCUUCGAGUUCGCGAGCUGCAGUGUGACUGCGACCGCUGGGGAGUACAGACGCAAGGCAAGAAGGAGGAGAUCCUGGCGAGGCUUCGCAAGCUGUAUGGCGGCGAGCCGGUCGAGAAGAAAGGCUGUGCAAGGAAGUUCGUGCAGUUGGUUGAGUUCGGUGCAAAGCAGCCACCUUCUGUGGCAGCGGCGGCGGCGGCAACCAUGGGCAGCGCUUCUUCGUCAGCGGCGGCCUCCACUUCUACAAGCACGCCUUUGAAGGCAGAGACGGGAGCCCCGACUAGGACGGAGACGCGCUCGACGACGGCAAGGGCAACAACCGAGAACGCGGCAGCCAGCCGUUCUUUUCGAAGCUUCGUGCCGACACUGUCCACCGAGAUGGGCAGGAAGGAGGCUGUCGUCUGCCCGCGCACCGGCCUGGAGGUCCCUGCGGACAUGGAGGUCGGAAAGUCUAUCCCCGAAGCUAUGUGCAUGGUAUGUGGCGUUUGUAUGGUCCUGCGCCGGCGCCAUGAUGGAACAGCCUACUUCGCUGGAUGCCCGAACUUUGCCACCAGCAAGAGCUGCAAGUUCACAAUGGAACUGGACAAGGUCUUGGAGAUCAGAAAGAAUUUGAAGCAUGCCUUUACUGGUACCAAUUUGGACCAAGGACAUCAUCGGCUCCAAGACGGCGCCGAUGGCGAGUUGGACGAGUCAGCCGUGGCCCUCCUGGACACAGCGUGUACCUCGUGUCUCCACUCAAAACAAUGGCGCGAGGCUUACUCUCGAUGGCUUCCACCUGGCUUCGUCUGCGCCCAGACUCCGACAAGGAAAACCUUUCACUUCGCCAACGGCCAGAGCACCCCCGACAAAUUGGUGGUGUGGCAGGUGCCGAUCUUUGUGGGCAACGUACCGGGCCAGGUGUACUCAGCGGAGGUCACCACAGGCAACACACCGCUCCUGUUGUUGAUUCCCGCGAUGAGCGGUCUGGACAUGGUGCUCCACAUGAAGGCUCGGACGGCGGCGGUGCAGGCCGUAGAUUUAGAGGUGCCCAUGUUGGUCACGUGGACAAAGCACUUGGCCAUUCGUGUGGCGCCCGAGCUGGGGAAGCCCCCAGAAGGCAGCAGCCAUCCGCGCGUGGUCUCGGAGGCAGAGGACAUUCUGGUCUACUUCUUGGAGGAGGCGAGGUUGCCUUUGCUUUCACAAGUGUCCGCACCACAUGUACCACCAGAGGAGGCGUUCACUACAACGAGCGCCGCCCCAGACCUUCGAGCUCGGGGCGUAAAAGGGACAGACCCCAAGGGCACUUUGAGUGAGAGAAGGGUGCGAGAGCUGCAGAGGUCCGCGGCCAAGCAGGCGACCUUGGACAAGAGAGCCCGUGGUGCACUUCGACGUAGCUUCUCCAUGGCCGAGCAGUGGUGCACCAACGGCUUCCGCAACACGGUUGUCUUCGAGCCCUUUGGCGGCAGCUUUGGAGUGACUCGGCUGGCCUUCGAGGAGCUCAAUUGGACUUGCAGUCAGCCCCUUGACCUCCAGGACGGCUACGACUUGCUGAGCAAGAGCGGCGAGAAGUUGGUGAACAAUGUGUUGGACCAACACCGGCCGUACCUGGUGAUCAUAGCCUUCGACUGCAGGAUAUGGUCAGCCCUCACAAACAUGUCGCCGUGGAAGGAUUGGGCAGCUUUGAGACGUGGCCUGGGGAAGCGAACCUUGCAGUUGGUGUUGCGGAUCUGUCGGAGGCAAAGGCGAGCUGGCAGGUACUAUCUGCUGGAGAAUCCCGCCGCCUCCGUAGCCUGGGUGUUUGACAAGAUCCUCGCAGAGUUGCUGGAAAAGGAGGACGGCAAGUUCGCUUGUGGAGAUCAGUGUCGAUAUGGACUUCGGGACAGCACCAGCGGCAAGCCGAUACGGAAGCGGACCGGCUGGCUGACCAACUGCGAGCCACUCCUGAACCAACUUGGGAAGCAAUGUCGGUGCCCGCCCGGGGCGCAUGAAGUUCUCCUUGAAAACAACGCGUCCGGGCCCCGAGCAGCGCAAGCAGCAGCCUACCCCAAGGAGUUGUGCCGCAAUAUCUGCCAAGGAGUUGUUGAAAGCAUGUGCCUAGACUAUGCCAUUGCCAUGUCGUACGGCGGCAGUGCCGCAGGGGAAGGCGUCUAUGCGAUGGACGAUGACGACAUGUUGGAAGAUGGAGAGGACAUCAACGACUCAGCGGGCGAAGAGGAUUUCGAAGAGCCUUUGGAGGAUGAGUGGCGUUUCGGGGGAGAAGGGCAGCUCAUACGAGUUCACCGGGUUCCUCGGCGGAAGCUUUUCGUCCCACUUUCCUCUACAGCUCCGCCCUGCAACUUUGCGGACAUCCUCGGGACGAGGCGGACGAGAAUGCGGCUUCAGGAUGGCACACGGCGAAAUUUGGAGGACGACUGGCACACUGAGACGUGGAGCCGAAGAACCAGAGCCAUGGACAUGUUGUGGACGGGCGAGACCGAGUUCCUUCUGCGAAAUUCCGGAGGAGCCUGGGAGGAGGAAGCGCCCACAGCAGAGGCCGGUCCACACGAAAGAGAGGCACCACCCAUGUCGUCAGCGGCCCCCUAUGACUCAGCCGUGUAUGAGGAGGAUGCUGCCGAGUACGAGCCAAGUCCGGUGGGACUGGACCAAGAAGGCCGCCUAGUAGAGCCUUUUGAGGAAGCACCCGCAGCAGAGGGUCCACACGAGAGAGAGGCACCACUAGAUCGUAAAAUUUUGCAGAGAGGCAGACCACGUACACGGCAACUGCAGAGGGGCUUUUGGAUAGCGCUAGAGUCAGAUGAGACGCUCGAGCUCCUGAAUGGCACCCUGGACUACAUACAGCAAGAGGGCGGCCCCGAUUGGAACAAGAUCAACUUGGACACCGACCUAGGCAAGGCCUGGAUAGCAAGCGAAGCUGGUAAUGCAGAUGUUUCUUUGAUCCUCUGCAGCAGCAAGGCCCGACGCAUGAAGAAGCCACAGCCACACGCUGGCCCACAUGAAGUGCCACUGAGGAAAAGCUUACUCCUUCUGAAUGAUGGCACCGGGCUGAGUACAGAGUGGGAGUCUUGGUACUCUAUGUCACCGUCUUCGCAAGUCCGACCCUUGGUUGCUCGAGGCCGCAAGCUUUACCUUGUUCUUUUCGGCCGACAAGUCGGAGAUGGCGGAGAGCCUGGAGACGGAGAUCCUUGGCAUGGUCGGGAACAAGUUCGGGAACGACAAUGGCAGGCGUUGCCAAGGGAGCUUAAGUUGGCCAUUAAGCGCGUGCAUGUCAACUUGGGGCAUGCCGAUAGCAAGUCCAUGUUGAGGGCGAUGCGCUUGGCUAGGGCUUCGGAAGUGGCUUUGAAGGCUUGCCGGCUUUUCCGGUGCCCGGAGUGCCCACGAGGGUUAGAGAAGCAUGCUCGACCCGCAAGGCUGCCGAUGACUGACGAGUUCAAUGUCCAGAUUGGCCUGGACGUGUUUUCUGAGAGGGACUCGGCGGGGCAGGAAUGGUCGUGGCUCAACAUCCUUUGUCAGGGCACCACCUUUCAGGUCACGGCACUUUUGGGUGACACAAUCUCGAACCCCAGCAGCAUCGUCGUCAUGGAGGCCCUCGCUUCGCACUGGCUCAACUGGGCUGGUUACCCAGAACGAGGCGUGGCAACAGAUAGGGCCAAGUACUUCAUCGCCGAUGUCGCCGACGAUUUUGCCGAGCACGGCUGUAUCUUCGAGACGGCCAGCCGAGCUUCGCCAUGGCAGAUCGGACAAGUGGAGCGACACGGCGGCUUGUGGAAGUAG
Messenger RNA from Symbiodinium pilosum, 5166 nucleotides. The record is from the annotation of a GenBank genome assembly. NCBI's taxonomy places the organism in Eukaryota, Dinophyceae, Suessiales, Symbiodiniaceae.